UGGUCAGAGUUGGCCGGUAAACUAGUUGUAGUUUUUAAAAUUUUAUCUAUAAAAAACUGCAAAAACAGCUGAAUAGCCUAUCCUAGGUACUUAUUAAAAUAUAAAGAGGUGAUAUCAUUGUUAAAUAUAAAAUGGAGCCAAUGGCAUUAGGCAGUCCGACUCACUCUCCUUCUGGUAGUCCGAACGUGGGAUAUUUGCCACCUUUUCUGUUGGGUGAAAUAAAUCCACCUACAACUCCUAGAACAAAUAGUCUUUCACCGACCAAAGCAAGAAAUUUAGCAUUUGGUUCCCCAACAAGCCCAACCCAAACUUCUACACCUGACCAAAAGCUGUAUCGACAGAGCAUAUCAAUGCACCAACAAGCUAUAUACAAUCACCAAAAUGUGUUUGCAAACAUGCCCACGUCACCCAAUGUUUCAUAUUCUGCGAAGCCCAGUGGACCUCCUAUUGAAGACUUAUUUGACACAAUAAAAAGUAACGAACCAUCUGUAAACAAAUCACUAUUCCAAGAUAACAGUUUUUUGGGUUACGGCAAUAAUAACUCAUUCAUGCAAAACUCGUAUGUAAAUAAUAAUGUUUCUGUAAAUAAUCAAUCAUUGACAAAUCAGUGGCAAGAUGGAUGCCAGGAUCAUGAUGAAUAUUGGGUGACCGUGUUUGGUUUUCCCCCGAAUGCAGCCAAUACAGUUUUAGCAAGAUUCAGUAAUUGUGGAGCUAUUUUAGAUAAACAAUACCCCACACAAGGGAACUGGGCGCACAUAAGAUACGCGACUCGAGCAGAGAAGGAGCGAGCGUUGGCCCUCAACGGUAGACAAGUACUGCCUGGCACUAUGGUGGGAGUGGUCGAGUGCAGGGACCCGCCGAGGGGAAGCGCCGCCAGCCCGGGGGUUUAUCCUGAGAGACCAACAUCACAAGCGCGGUCUCUCUGCCCGACUCCAGUCGCGCAGGCGCCGGUUCCUCAAAGAUCUAGUGGACUGAUAUCCAAAGCAUUAGAUUAUGUAUUAAGUUGGUGACACAUGCUUCACACUUAGUUCUAACUUGAAUAGGAAAUAUUAAAAUCAUUUUAAGGGUAUAAAAUUAUGUGCCAAUCCUUUUUUUGACAUUCAUUUGAUUUUGUAUGGAUUAAUACUAUUGAAUAGGUUCUGAAUGAGGCAGGACUUCUUUAUGUUGAAAUAUAAACGGAUGUAAGACAGAGAUGCAUGCAUUUAUUAUGUUUUCUGUAUAAUAUGAACACCUGUAAUAUAAGAAAUUUAGUUUUUACAUUUCAAUUAAUAAUAAUUACUAGAUAAACAAUCAGUGACAAAAAACGUUGUAAAUCUGACCCUAAUUCAUCUGAAUAAGGUUGAAUUUAUUUUGUGAAUACAGACCAGCUAACUUAGGUUGAAAAAUUUAUUGGUUUUGGUACGAUGUGUGAAUACACUUAUAAGUAAUUUUGAAAAGCUUGAUUUUCCUUACAACUAGAAUUUUGAGAAACACUUUUUAGGACAGUUUUUUGUGUUAGAUUGUAUAUCUAGUUGUUUUUCAUGAUCGAAGUUUUUACGGCAUGCUUGUUUUCUCAAGUAGAAAAUUUUAAAUUACAAAUUGUUGUAAAUAGUUGUAAUCCAGUGCAUUUUUCCAAUACACAAUAAUUUUAAAUAAAAAGCAUUUUC
This is a messenger RNA of Colias croceus (clouded yellow), 1646 nucleotides long. It is a transcript of the gene Nup35, whose product is annotated as nucleoporin Nup35. Gene Ontology annotation, cellular component: nuclear membrane; nuclear pore nuclear basket; nuclear pore central transport channel. Gene Ontology annotation, molecular function: single-stranded DNA binding; structural constituent of nuclear pore; phospholipid binding. Gene Ontology annotation, biological process: nuclear pore organization; regulation of DNA-templated transcription; NLS-bearing protein import into nucleus. NCBI's taxonomy places the organism in Eukaryota, Metazoa, Arthropoda, Insecta, Lepidoptera, Pieridae. The coding region runs from base 132 to 1010 and encodes 292 amino acids. The transcript has 4 exons. The record is from RefSeq and is a predicted model, not a curated record.